This is a messenger RNA of Oncorhynchus mykiss (rainbow trout), 2484 nucleotides long. The record is from RefSeq and is a predicted model, not a curated record. Lineage: Eukaryota; Metazoa; Chordata; Actinopteri; Salmoniformes; Salmonidae.
UGGCAUCAUCAUCAGCAGCUACAGCGCAGCGGCAGAGCGGUAGCGGUGGGAGCCCAGACUCUCUCAUCUCCAGUGACUCCUUUAGAUUCUACAUGUAAACACGGAUCAUUGGGGGAAUUCUAGAAGCCACAACGCGACAUCAGACAGCAGCAUAACGCCCUGGCGAGUCUCCCAGUCAGCGGAAACCUGCAACAAUGUCUUCGUCUGUUAGCGAGACAGAGGAGGUGCGCGUCUCGGCGCUGACGCCUUUGAAGUUGGUGGGACUGGUGUGCGUGUUCCUGGCGCUGUGCUUAGACGUUGGAGCCGUGAUGAGCCCGGCAUGGGUGACCGCCGACGACCAGUACUGCUUCUCACUGUGGGAGGCGUGCUGGAAAGCAGCGUCGUCUGAGAUCUGGCAGUGCAACAGCACGCUGGAGGCAGACUGGCAGAUCGCCACCCUGUCCUUGUUGCUAGGUGGAGCUGCUCUGGUCCUGCUCUCCUUCCUGGUGGUCCUGGUGUCAGUGUGUAUCGGCUCUCGGAGACGCUUCAACAGACCUGUCGCUGUCAUGCUGUUCGCUGCAGUGGUGUUGCAGGGCUGCAGUCUGGUCCUCUACCCCAUCAAGUUCACUGAGACCAUCAGCAUGAGCAUAUACCACGAGUUCAACUGGGGUUACGGCCUGGCCUGGGGCGCUACCAUUUUCUCCUUCGGCGGGGGGAUCCUCUACUGCCUCAACCCUAAGAACUAUGAAGACUACUACUGACCCUGCUGGACUGUACCACUGUGACCCCCCCUCCCUCCCCCCCUGUAGUCGCUGGCUGUCAUACAUAUCCUAUACUGUAUAAUGCUAAUGCUCGCUAGAGAGACAGGUAGACACAGAGAGAUGCACACACACACACACACACACGUCAGCAUACAGUAUUUCCUGUGGAAGCAGGCAGAGGCUCAGUGCUGGGGUGGAUGGAUGAUUUCACAGUACCCUGUACCCUGCUCUGUACUGCCUCUUCAGUCAGAGACUAACAGAUAACAGACUGACCAAUCAGAUCACUCUAUCUGUCCUCAAACCCUGGGACAAGGACUCACUGAAGCACUGUUACCGACCAAGUAUUACUUAGAAGGCCUUAGGGAUAAGGAUGAGGCUAAGCUCGGCAAACCCAGAAGGAAAAUCUGGUGCCAGCUACCAUUUAUGUUAUGUAGUCUGUCCACAAGAGAUUAGGAUGAGUCUGACUGGAAAACAGACUUGUCUUCUCACUGGUUGGCAGAGACAGACUGGGAUGACCAACACUGGUAGGCAGAGAGACUGGGAUGACCAACACUGGUAGGUAGAGACAGACUGGGAUGACCAACACUGGUAGGUAGAGACAGACUGGGAUGACCAACACUGGUAGGUAGAGACAGACUGGGAUGACCAACACUGGUAGGUAGGGACAGACUGGGAUGACCAAGACUGGUAGGUAGAGACAGACUGGGAUGACCAACACUGGUAGGCAGAGACAGACUGGGAUGACCAACACUGGUAGGUAGAGACAGACUGGGAUGACCAACACUGGUAGGUAGAGACAGACUGGGAUGACCAACACUGGUAGGUAGAAACAGACUGGAAUGACCAACACUGGUAGGUAGAGACAGACUGGGAUGACCAACACUGGUAGGCAGACAGACUGGGAUGACCAACACUGGUAGGUAGAGACAGACUGGGAUGACCAACACAGGUAGGCAGAGACAGACUGGGAUGACCAACACUGGUAGGCAGAGACAGACUGGGAUGACCAACACUGGUAGGUAGAGACAGACUGGGAUGACCAACACUGGUAGGUAGAGACAGACUGGGAUGACCAACACUGGUAGCUUGGCAUGUGAAGGCGAGGAAGAGACCCAGUGACCCACAGGACACCAAUGCCACUACAAUGUAUCUCCAUGGAAGUAUGAACCCCCAUAGCUAGCUACAGUUGGGCUCAAUUCCAUUUCAAUUCCAGUCAAUUCAGGAAGUACAAUUCCAAUGACCUCCAAUACUUUUCAAUGAGGAAUUGGAGUUUUGGUUUACUUUCUGAAAUGAUUGGAAUUGAAAUGGAAUUGACCCCAAUCUUGGUAAAGAGGAGGUUUGGUACGUCCCAAUACUCCAAAACAGAGGUUUCCUUCCUGUCUUCAUAGCCAGUGAAGAGCACAGAGACAGACAGGGAGCCGUUAAAGCCCGUUUAGGACACAGCCCAGUAAUGUGGUACUGGUCUGUAGCUUAUCUGGUCUGUCUCAUCACAGCUUUGUCAGGUUUUUUGCAGCGAUGUAGGAAUGUUCCGUGGUCUAGAAGAGGAGACAGACAGAUAGCUUAGUUUAUGUCUGGUAACACAUUUACUUGUCCGACAAUAAUCCAAAUGAAAUGUAACCACACAAAUCAAAUAUUAUUAUUUUGAUGGACAUCCUACAGUAGAUUGAGGGGUAAAUUGUUGAAUGAUGUUCGUGAAGAUGUUGACGAGAUGUGUGAGUAGAUUGGAGGGACGGAGAGAGAGAGA